Molecule: messenger RNA, 11147 nt
Organism: Cryptomeria japonica (Japanese cedar)
Lineage: Eukaryota; Viridiplantae; Streptophyta; Pinopsida; Cupressales; Cupressaceae
Exons: 5
Coding region: 10255-10869 (204 amino acids)
Biological process (GO): rRNA methylation
Cellular component (GO): mitochondrial matrix
Molecular function (GO): rRNA (adenine-N6,N6-)-dimethyltransferase activity
Source: RefSeq, a predicted model, not a curated record
UAGUUCAUCACAUGACAAACCAAGAAGGCGGUUAGCUAAUAUUGGUAACAUGUUAAAGAUAAUUUCCUUCAAUACUAAAUUAUGUUCUCAUUUUUCAUUUACAAGGCGGCACACUCUAAACGUCUAAACCAUAUAGAAACAUGCUUUGAAAUAAGGUAUUACAACUUCACAAAGGUUACUUAUUUGUUUGCACAAAUGGAGCCCUUGUUGAUAUGAUCAUUUAUAUAUUUCUGACCAGCCACACAGGUUGUUAACAACAUAUAGAAUAUUGUGUGUUAUGAAUGUUAAAGAUAACAUGAUGGGAAUCUGCUUGCUCAUAAACAUUUAGUUCAGCAAAUACUAUCUGUAGUUUACUACCUUUCGGAGUGUGUGUUUCAGGGGUGUGGGAUGAGGAUAUAGAGGGACACAGUUUGGGAAUGGCAACAUUUUUUCCAUAUUUUAUGGACAGCUGUUAAAAAAUUGUAUGAAAAGUAAAAUUUGAAUAAAAAAGAAGCUAAAAUUGUUUGUAACUUGAUCCAAAUUCCAUGAUCCAACCAAAGGUUCACAGCUCUAGGUCCCACAUCUUGCGCCUGCUGUCCCUGAUGCUUGCACCCCAUUAGGGAGGUUGUUUCUUGGAAGUCUCCAUAGAGAAGGGACAUCAUUUGAGAGGUCUCCCUUCUGGGAGUGUUCAGGGAUGCCUUGCUGGCCACAAACAUCUGCAGAACCCCAUGCCUUCCAGCUGUUGAUGUUUACAAGGUCAAACCAGAAGAUUGUUGUUAUUGCUAGUAAAUAUUCAUGGGUUUACAGCUAUAAAAAAACGCUGUUUGAGUACAUGCCAAAGGUGGAAACAUUUUCUAUAUGGUCAAUAACAAGGUGUUUGUGUUCGAUUAAACGGAAAAGAAGCCUGAAUGGUUGAGAGAAUGUCUAAGCAUCUCUUGAUCAUCCUAGGGCUGUUAAGGCAUCCCCGGCGGCCCCAAAAAUAACAGUCAAAUAAAUUGAAAAACACAAGAAAUUUUGACAAUCAACUCUUUGACAUCAUUUUGCUAUACCAAGCAAAAAUGUAGACAAGGGUGUUACUGGUUAGAAAUAAGGAAUAAAUUAUAAAACACACAAGCUAUUAAUGGAAGUUGCGGACUGGUUGAAUGGAAAACAAACCUAUGGUCUCAUAUUAUUGGUUUUUAAAGAUUUAAGCAAAUGCUAGUUAAGAGCCCUGUUCCAGAUAUGUUAAUAUAAAACUACUGGAGUGUGGGAGCCUGCCUGCUAGUGCCAAGGAGAGAUCAUUAUCCUCUGUUUUCAAGAGGAAAUACAUUGAACCGAAUUUACACAAAGCAAGUUAAAUUCAUUUGUAUUGUAAUUAGAUUUGUUUCAAUAUUGUAUUUGUUGAUGUUUAUAAUAUUAGUAGUUAUUUAUAAAUGUUCACAUUUUAAGUUCUUUUUAGGGAAUUUUUUUAGUCUGCAUCUUUUUAUUUUCAAAAUUUAGAGAAAUAGGUGAUCAAACCUCGAGAUUUGACGAUUAAUGAUUCAAUUGUAUAAACUCAAGAUUAGAAAUAGUAAAAUACAAAUAUGUCAAAUAGACAUUUAGAAUCCAUUGGUCCAAUGAUCAUAUUGAAAUUUGCUUAGGGUUCUAUUAGGGUUGGGGGAUGUUGAUGGGCCCCCAUUUUACGUUGUAAUGUUUUUAAAUUUUUUUAGUUUGUUUUUUACUAUUAAAGAAGGGUUGCCUUUGGGGAGGACUUAUCAUCUUUGUUACAGUCCAAAGAUGCCUUUUAGUUUCCUAAGUUAUAUUGAAGAAAGUACGACAUUUCGAGAUGUUUUUUAAAUUGGGGGAAAUCCACAAGGAUGUUCUCAUUUGAUGUAAAUUUUUUAGGACACUCCAUUACAUUUGUUUUCCAAGGGCGUGGAGGGAAUGCUUUGUUCUCCUCUAUCUAACACAUCUUUGUGGUAUUGAGUUCCAAUACUUAUAUCUUCAGUGUCCAUUAAAGUUAAAGAGUCAUUCGCUAAUGGAAAACAAGUUACGAUUCCUUCCCAACUAUUCAAACUAUAGACAACAUUCUUUGGAUUUUUCUUUUGGCAUGCCCUUUUUUUGAGGUAAAGACAUUAGAGAGAGAUAGAGAGAGUUGUUCAAAGUCUCUCUCUCUCUUUGACAACAAUUAUAAAUGGUCACUACUUUUAGAUACUUAAAAUUUGAUCAUAUCCUAACAUCACCCGAUUCAUCUCACAUGCAUCCCCUAAAUUAAACACAAUCAAUAAUUAUCUAAUCUAAUAAUCUUACUAUUGUUAAUUAAAUAAAUGCCAACCAUUUUAAUUACUUUUGGAUCAGUUAAUUCGACAUAGUGUCAACCAUUUAUUUGAUUAAUUAAUCAUUUUUGUAUUUUCCUCUAUAGUCCAAGUCUUAAUUAAAUACAAUUGUUAUCUAAUUAAAGUUUAUUAUAUUCCAAUCUUUCAAAAAUUAAAUAAAUAUAAAUUAUUUAUUUAAUCUUCAAAUUCUCUCACAAAUCAUUAGUUGGCUAAAAAUCAAUUAGCUAACUAAUAUAUCACUUGCACAAUCUUAAGCAUCAUUGACAAAUUUAAGGUUGUACAUGCCUCAACGCAUGCACAAGGCUCCAUAAAAUCCUCUCUUCAAAUCUUGUCCAUCCAUUCAGCAUAGGAAAUCUCCACUAUCCAAAUUCCUUGAACUACGGACCUCCUCAUAUGCACCAAUCACAAGGCGACUCUUAAAAGCUUUUGAUGCAUUUGAUCCUUUCAAUAGUUCCUAGCCUUUGAUCUUCCAAAUCAAUCUUAUCAUUUGACCCUCCAUCUUUCAAAUCUACAAAUGACUCCUCAUAGAGGUAAUUUGAAAAAAAAGGAAGAACUCAUGGAAUGUAGUGUCAUGUUGGCCUACUAAACAAUUGCAUUCAAUUUAUCUCUCACUAAUCCAUGUUGAACACGACUAUUUUUGAUAAAACAAGGUAUUUAUGGGUGAGGGAUUUUCUGUGUUUUUUCAUCUUUCUUAUGCACGUUGUUUUGCACAACCUAGAUGUUGUAUCUAGAUGUGGAAUAAGAUUUAAAAUUAGUAGUUUGAGUCCUUUGUUUGUGUUCCAUAUUUAUUUGCAUGCAUUUUGGCAUGCUCAAAAGGCUUGUGUCCCUUUUAACAUCUUUUUGUAGCUUUUUGAUGUAAGCUGGUCGUUUAGCACAUGCGGCUCUAAUUUCAACACAUCCAUUCAUGUUUCAGUGCCUAUAUUGACCUUUUAGCAUGUUUACUGGUGUUUUGGACAUUCAUUGAUUUGACAACUCUAAUAAGAUUUCCUUGUUUGUUUUGCAAGUUUUUGACCUUCUCUGAAGUUGUUUGUGGAGGGUUUACAAUUUCUAACCUACUUUAAUGCAUUGCUAAUCAUUUGUGUAAAUUAGCCUUUUUAUUUGCAAAUUUAUUUGUUUGGCCCUUAUCGUAGUCUAGUGUAUUUAUGCAUAUAUUAGCACAUCCAUUUUCAAAUAGUCACAUCCAACCUUGGCCCUAAAUAUUUUGUUCUAUACUAUUUUAGACUUGGUAUUUCUAGUCUCUAGAGUUAACAAAUUACUAUUUUUAUCAUUAGUGCUAACCUUCUCCUUGCAUGUUUCUAUUUUUUGGACUUUUUGCCAGUUUGUACUAUUAUGUUGUGCAGGUUUCACCUUUAAAUGUAUCUAUGUUAUUUUGACAUUUGCAUCCACAAUUCAACUAGUAAACAUAUAAAUCUUUUGGCAUUUUUGUGUCUUAUAAAAUCUACGUUUUGAGAUUAGUGUUUCCAUUUAUUUGUUAGCGCAUGCAUAUUGUUUAUAGAAUUUUAUCAUUUUAUCAGGUUUUGUGCUUUUAACUUAUCAUUGUUUACAACUUGUUUGUGCUAACCCAAUAUUUUUGCAACAUUUUGCUAGUCUAAAACACUUUACAAAACUAUUAACUUGUUUUAUGUAGCUUUUUCAUAUUCAAGGAUUAACCUUUUUAUCACUAGUUUAGUUGCACACUUGUAUGCUAAGGUGAAUAAAUCUUUUAUGUUCUUUGUUUGUGAGAAUUUGUUAGGUGUGUAUGCUCUCUUCUUGCAUUGAAAAGUGACCUUGGUGAUAAAAUAUGCAUUCUUCUCUUUUGUUUUAAUUUAUUUUUAAGAAGACAAGUGGUGCAUACCCUUCUCUCAUAUCACAAGGUGAUCUUGGAAACAAAAAAAUACUUGAUCUUCUUUCCUCUUAGUGGGUUUGCCUUUGAAUUUCAUUAUCGAGGGAUAUGAAUCGAACUCUUGUUCCAAUGGGGUAUGUAAAUUGUUGCAAGAAUUGAAACUCACUUCAAAGGAGGGUAUCAUGUUUGGUUCAACCUUCUUGUCUAUUUUUUAGGGACAAGGUGAAGUGAGAACGGCUUGAACCCAACCAAACGUUUGUAGGUAAAUCUCUCAUUCUUGGAUUGUUAGAUUUGUGUGAAUGUUGUCAUUGAUGUCAAACCUAGUGAUUCGAUUAGGAUUGAAUGUGAUGUGGCGUGUUGUUAUGACAUUGAAAGCAGUUAUGGUGUUACAGAUUGAGCAACAAUGGAAGAUAGGUAUGCAUGUGAUAUGUGAAGUAGUAAGGUUUAUAUGAUCUACUAGAGUCAUUUUCAAAAUAUCCUCUUCUCCGGAAUCUUGUGUUUUGCUUAUCAUGAUUUAUAUCCAGUUUUGGUGUCAGUCAUAUCAGUUGUAUUGCUAUUCAAAUGGUUAUAUUGCAUCAUGUUUUAUGUUUCAAAAUUUGUGGUAUCUGCAUCUUGGAGUUAGGAGUCACCGUGCUUGGAGUUUGUGAUUAUGGGUCCGAAUCUAUGGGUCCGAUAGACCCCUGUUUUAUUCGGGUCAUUGAGGCGUAUGUUUCGGUGAAUUAAGUGUGUAGAAGAUCAAAUGAAGGCCGACUUUGUUAUCAUAUUUUUGGUCAAGGCUUUAUUGGAUAUCGUGUUGAUCUGAGUAGUGUAUUAUUGUGUAAAUCAUUUGUACUUGGUUGACAUAUUAUUUCAGUGUAUGAGCUUACUGAUAUAUAUGUUUAUAGAAGGUGUGUGUGUGGUAUCAAGCAGUAAGUAUGUACGAAUGAAGAAGACGAAUGCGAGUGAGAGAGUUGUGAACAAGAGUGUAGUAAUAGUGUGUGAGCAAUAUACAGUGUGAGAAGUGGAUUAAGAUAUAUGAGCGAAGGUGUGUCAGAACACAUGCGUGACCCCUUAGGACCACUUAAGGCCCCUUGCGACACAUGUGCACCCCUUAGGACCUAUUAGGACCACAUAGGACCAAAUAUUGUCGCAAGAGGUCAUAUGUGGUCCUAAGGGGUCACACAUGUGUUCUAACACAUGCGUGUCCCCUUAGGACCACUUAAGGCCCCUUGCAACACAUGUCCACCCCUUAGGACAUAUUAGGACCACAAAAGACCAAAUGUUGUCACAAGGGGUCAUAUGUGGUCCUAAGGGGUCACGCAUGUGUUCUAACACAUGUGUGACUCGUUAGGACCACUUAAGGCCCCUUGCGACACAUGUGCACCCCUUAGGACCACAAAAGACCAAAUGUUGUCACAAGGGGUCAUAUGUGGUCCUAAGGGGUCACGCAUGUGUUCUAACACAUGCGUGAUCCCUUAAGACCACUUAAGGCCCCUUGCGACACAUGUGCACCCCUUAGGACCUAUUAGGACCACAUAGAACCAAAUGAUGUCGCAAGGGGUCAUAUGUGGUCCUAAGGGGUCACACAUGUGUGACCCCUUAGGACCACUUAAGGCCCCUUGCAACACAUGUGCACCCCUUAGGACCUAUUAGGACCACAUAGGACCAAACGAUGUCGCAAGGGGUCAUAUGUGGUCCUAAGGGGUCAAACAUGUGUUCUAACACAUGCGUGACCCCUUAGGACCACUUAAGGCCCCUUGCAACACGUGCAUCCCUUAUGACCACAUAGGACCAAAUGUUGUCACAAGGGGCCUUAAGUGGUCCUAAGGGGUCACGCAUGUGUGACCCCUUAGGACCACUUAAGGCCCCUUGCGACACAUGUGCACCCCUUAUGACCUAUUAGGACCACAUAGGACCAAACGGUGUCGCAAGGGGUCAUAUGUAAUCCUAAGGGGUCACGCAUGUGUUAGAACACAUGCAUGACCCCUUAGGACCACUUAAGGCGCCUUGCAACACAUGUGCACCCCUUAGGACCUAUUAGGACCAAAGUUUGUCGCAAGGGGUAAUAUGUGGUCCUAAGAGGUCACGCAUGUGUUCUAACACAUGCGUGACCCCUUAGGACCACUUAAGACCCCUUGCGACACAUGCCCACCCCUUAGGACCUAUUAGGACCACAAAAGACCAAAUGUUGUCGCAAGGGGUCACGCAUGUGCUAGAACACAUGCGUGACCCCUUAGGACCACUUAAGGCCCCUUGUGACACAUGUGCACCCCUUAGGACCACAAAAGAUCAAAUGUUGUCGCAAGGGGUCAUAUGUGGUCCUAAGGGGUCACACAUGUGUGACCCCUUAGGACCACUUAAGGCCCCUUGCGACACAUGUGCACCCCUUAGGACCUAUUAGGACCACAUAGGACCAAAUGUUGUCGCAAGGGGUCAUAUGUGGUCCUAAGGAGUCACAUGUGUGUUCUAACACAUGCGUGACCCCUUAGGACCACUUAAGGCCCCUUGCCACACAUGUCCACCCCUUAGGACCUAUUAGAACCACAAAAGACCAAAUGUUGUUGCAAGGGGUUAUAUGUGGUCCUAAGGGGUCACACAUGUGUUAGAACACAUGCGUGACCCCUUAGGACCACUUAAAGCCCCUUAAGACCACUUAAGGCCCCUUGCGACACAUGUGCACCCUUUAGGACCACAAAAGACCAAAUGUUGUCGCAAGGGGUCAUAUGUGGUCCUAAGGGGUCAUGCAUGUGUUCUAACACAUGCGUGACCCCUUAGGACUACUUAAGGCCCCUUGCGACACAUGUGCACCCCUUAGGACCUAUUAGGACCACAUAGGACCAAAUGUUGUCACAAGGGGCCUUAAGUGGUCCUAAGGGGUCACACGUGUUCUAACACAUGCGUGACCCCUUAGGACCACUUAAGGCCCCUUGCGACACAUGUGCACCCCUUAGGACCUAUUAGGACCACAAAAGACCAAAUGUUGUCGCAAGGGGUCACACAUGUGUCGCAAGGGUCAUAUGUCCUAAGGGGUGCACAUGUGUCGCAAGGGGUCAUAUGUGGUCCUAAGGGGUCACGCAUGUGUUCUAACACAUGCGUGACCCCUUAGGACCACUUAAGGCCCCUUGCGACACAUGUGCACCCCUUAGGACCUAUUAGGACCACAAAAGACCAAAUGUUGUCGCAAGGGGUCACGCAUGUGUUCUAACACAUGCGUGACCCCUUAGGACCACUUAAGGCCCCUUGCGACACAUGUGCACCCCUUAGGACCUAUUAGGACCACAAAAGACCAAAUGUGGUCUCAAGGGGUCAUAUGUGGUCCUAAGGGGUCACACGUGUUAGAACACAUGCGUGACCCCUUAGUACCAUUUAAGGCCCCUUGCGACACAUGUGCACCUCUUAGGACCACAACAGACCAAAUGUUGUUGCAAGGGGUCAUAUGUGGUCCUAAGGGGUCACACAUGUGUUCUAACACAUGCGUGACCCCUUAGGACCACUUAAGGCCCCUCGCGACACAUGUAUACCCCUUAGGACCUAUUAGGACCACAUAGGACCAAAUGAUGUCGCAAAGGGUCAUAUGUGGUCCUAAGGGUUCACACGUGUUCUAACACAUGCGUGACCCCUUAGGACCACCUAAGGCCCCUUGCGACACAUGUGCACCCCUUAGGACCUAUUAGGACCACAAAGGACCAAAUGUUGUCACAAGGGGUCAUAUGUGGUCCUAAGGGGUCACACGUGUUCUAACACAUGCGUGACUCCUUAGGACCACUUAAGGCCCCUUGCUACACAUGUCCACCCCUUAGGACCUAUUAAGACCACAAAAGACCAAAUGUUGUCGCAAGGGGUCAUAUGUGGUCCUAAGGGGUCAUGCAUGUGUUAGAACACAUGCGUGACCCCUUAGGAUCACUUAAGGCCCCUUGCGACACAUGUGCACCCCUUAGGACCUAUUAGGACCACAAAAGACCAAAUAUUGUCGCAAGGGGUCAUAUGUGGUCCACGCUUGGAGGAAAUCAUCGUGUUCAUGCAAGGGCCACCUUUUUUCUAUUAUGAGAAUGAUGAUUUUGCACCGAAGGAUAUUUGGAAGACAAUUUCCAGAAAUUUCUAUGGUGUGGAACCAGAGUUGGUGGACUCGAAGUACACUUUUCAGCGUCUUAGAAGACCAAGAGGCUAUGUACACAAUCUCCCAAUAGAAGGGUGAUUUUGAAAGCAUAAUUCUCUGGGCUUCUGGAAGUUGGAAAGUACUUCGACGAGUCCACCAACUCUGGUUCCACACCAUAGAAAUUUUUGGAUAUUGUCUUCCAAAUAUCCUUCAGUGCAAAAGCAUCAUUCUCAUAAUAGAAAAAAGGUGGCCCUUGCAUGAACACAUUGAUUUCCUCCAUGCGUGGCCCAACAGGUUUCCCCCUCCAACUCCAAAACUAGUUAGUCGGGCUCCAGACAUAAAUUAGAGACCACAUCACACACUCGAGACAUUGUUUGUGUGUAUUGCAUACUCUCUAUACAUGUAUUUAUCACCCUUUAACAAUUUCCUCUGCUUUUCUCCAAUUGCUCUCUUCUGGGCAGCUAAUGAGCUUGUUUCCACGUCAUUCAAGAUAAUGCAGACCUGCUUCGUUUCUUUUACGAAAUUUACUUGCACCCCAAGUACGACCUAUUAGGACCACAUAAGACCAAAUUAGGACCUAUUAAUUAAUUUGUACAUAUAUGCAAAAUUGUGAAUUAAUUGUAAAUUCAUUUUACUUAAUUGUAAAUUAAUUUGACUUAACUUGGGGUCAUAAUUUGACUUAAUUUGACUAAUUUUCAAAUUAAUUAUUGUAUAUGCAAAUAUAUGUAAUUGUAAAUUAGACAUAUAUAUUGAAAUUUAAAAUUAAAUUUAUAGUUGUUUAAAUUUCUUUUGUGCAUAGAUCUCUAGAAAUUUAUCUUAAAUUUGUCUUUAUAUCUAGAAAAUUUUAACUCAAAUAUGCAUUUAUGACGUUUAAAUUUCUUUAAAAUGUAUAUAUCUAAUUUCUUUAAUUUACAUGUUUUUAAAUAUGUUUAAAAUGAUUUAAAUGUAUGUAUACGUUUUUAAUUAAAUUGUUUAAUGUGUACUACAUGCAUGCACAUGUGCACACACACACACACACACACACACACACACACACACACACACACACACACACACACACACACACACACACACACACAUAUAUAUAGUUCUACAUUAUCCAUUGAACAUCAUGUCUGACGAGCCUGGAUCACAUAACACGAGUACUUCUGAGCCUAGUGUUCAUCCUCGUGGGAGUGAGCAAACGUCACAUAGGUCUGCAACAACUCCAUAGGAGAGACAACAGCUCUACAAUCAGAUUGCUGAGGCACUCCAACGUGCCUUAGAUCAUUUAAAUAUCACUUUGGAAAACAUGCGUGAUCACACAAAUAAACAAAGGGGUUAGACUAUUAGACAUGAGCUAGUUCAUAUGAUUGACCUCGUUGACAAUUAUAAUCCAUAUGACGAGGUCAACACAGAGGAAUUCUAAAGAUCCCUUUCACGCAGUGUAUGUGGUACUGUGAAAUGGGACACAGUGAAUGAUAGGGUUUGCACAAUUGAUGUGAAAACCAUGUUUCCUCAUUAUCAGGCCUUUGGUAGGAUGAAAGGCUAUAUGCCUACCAGGUGCACAGAUGCACUAGUAGCACCAUUUAUCUAUCCUAGAUGGUUAGCCACUCAUCAUAGGUGGCCCCAAAAGGACGAGUUGCCCCUUUAUUUUUGCAAACAAUUGUUUGCAGAGUUUCAUUUGUUGGAUGAUGUUGAUUACACCGAUUUUCCGAAACAUGCUGGGCAAGGGAAGGGCAAAUUUUCAGAUAAGUUUAGACGACCAGGUGCACCCCCGCCCAUUAAUAAACAAGCAUUGAUUGGUCCAAACCUUGUGGUUCUUCCCAAGAGUGUGGACCUAGCACAUGCUGCAGAUAGUGUGCCAGAUGACACUCGACAAUCCAUAUUUUCCAGUAUUGCUACUAUAGCCACACAGGUGGAUGAGAUGACAUCAGAUCGGGUGGGUAGAUAUUUGUUGUGCUCUCAUACUAACAUUCAUGAUGCAUCAGCGAGUGAUGAUCCAUAUGUUCGAGUAGACAUACCAUCGCUGAUGGAUGCUGCACGCAUGCAUGACAUAGAUCCUUUACGACAGAUGAGGGCAUGCUUAUCCAGUGAUCUCUUGCAUGCAUAUCAGGUCAUUGCUAUGGAUCAUGAGAUCCCACUACAGGAUGCCCCAUCAUUUGUUAGGCGUGCACUUGGUAGACCGGUUGCAUCUAACCGUGGCUGUGAGCAUACAGAUUCUCAGCUUACUGCUAUUGUACAUCCUACUACCCCGCCCUAGCAUACAACAGUUGGUCAGGAUACACCUCCUCCUCCUGUUUAUACAUCAGUUGAUUGAGCCACAGUACCCGAUACUGGAUUUUCGGGGAUGUUCACUACCAUGCUUAUGGAGCCAGACAGUGAGGGGGAUCAUGUUGCAGUGGGCUCCUUGCAUGAUUCUGACAUCAGCAGGAUUGGACGAGCCUUACAUGCUGCAAGAGGGUAUCACGUUAGGGUUGAUGUAUGGAGAUUUGGAUGCUGUCACUGACCUAGUUGUUCAUCAGGAGACACAGGCACAAGGGGCGAUGUUUGAGGAUUUGCACAUUGUCACCGACCCUGUUCAUCAUGAGACACAGGAUGCACCACUAUCACACAGGUUGAGCUCCUCAUCACAUAGACGUACUAGAAUCCUGCAUGCACAUGGUGGUGAUGUUAGAGACUCUUCACAGGCACAUGGAUCGAGACAUGCUUCAGGAUAGGGCCUCGAGUGACCCAUUCUUUAUAUAUAUAAGUGCAUGUGCACACAUUUUAUAGACAUUUCAUAUAUAUUUGUACAAGUGUACUAGACAUUUCAUACAUGUGUAUUGUACACAUUUCAUGUGUGUAUGUGUACUAGAUAUUUAUUUUCCACAUUUCAUGUGUGUGUGUAUGUGUUAGAUAGAUGUACACUUCAUAGACAUAUAUGUGUAUGUGUUAGAUAGAUCUGCAUUUCGUGCUACUUUGCAUGUUUAUAUAUAGAUAGAUUACGUUUUUGAAA